Aedes aegypti (yellow fever mosquito) is the source of this 3300-nucleotide messenger RNA. RefSeq names its product zinc metalloproteinase-disintegrin-like EoMP06. Bases 507 to 3089 code for a protein of 860 amino acids. The transcript has 5 exons. Gene Ontology annotation, biological process: membrane protein ectodomain proteolysis. Lineage: Eukaryota; Metazoa; Arthropoda; Insecta; Diptera; Culicidae. The record is from RefSeq and is a predicted model, not a curated record. Gene Ontology annotation, molecular function: metalloendopeptidase activity.
AACUCGACUCGACCGGAUGCUCAAUCGGGGAGCUCUGCCAGAAUCGUCCAGGCGCGAGACAGUUUGGAGCAGUAUCAAUCCUUUCGACCAUUUGAACGGAAACGAUGGUCGCGACCGCGAGAAAAGGUUCCACUUAGAUUUUUCCAAUCCGACUUCGUCGUCGUAGUCGCCGCAAAUUAGGUUAAGGUGCAAGAUAGCCAGGGCAAAGUGUAAUUUAGACGUCGCCUCGGAGUGACCGUGAGAGAGUGGAUUUUUAUAUAGGGUGAGAUUUCAGUACGGGUAAUUGAGCCAACGAAUUGGGGAAAAUCCGUCGCGUCGCACGUUUCGCGAGUGAGUGGGUGACGUUUUCCGCUGACCAUGGGCCGUUCUGGCGACGCCGAUUGAUGAAUCGUUUUCCGAAGAAGACACAGUCAGUGACAACAGUUAGUAAUCAAAGCUAACCUGCGUACAGAAGCUCCUUUGUCACCGGCUCCAUUUCGCCGUAAAGAACCCAGUAGGCUUUGGAGAUGACACCCGGAAGGAUCAUAACCUGUAGAAGGAGCCUACUGCGAUGGGUGCCUCUGGUGCUACUUUGUUCGAGCACCAUUACCCUAGGGUUGACUCAUCACCGCCACUACUCUUCAGACGGAGAUCCAGAUGUUGGUGUCGAUGCAUGGCGGCAGAAUGGACCUUUGGCGGUCAAUGGCAAUGGCCGUAUUCCGAUUCUGCCGAAAGUGGAGCACACGCGAUUCGGCAGCGAUGCUAUACUGACCUACAAUCUGACGACGAUGGAUAGCACAUCGACGGUUCGAGUCGAUCUACGGAGAAGCUUGCCAAGCCGGACCUUCGUAGAACGGCAGGGCCAUCGAAACGAAUCGAUAGUGGAAUAUUUUAACGACGAAUGCUUCUACCAGGGCUGGGUUCACGGCAGAGCUGGUAGUCUGGUGGCGUUGUCCACGUGCGAAGGAAAGGUUCGCGGCACCGUUUAUGACAUUGACGAAACUUACUACAUCGAUUACGACGAGGUUUCGGGCGAACAUUAUAUGGAAAGAAUCUACGAUAGCCCGGACAGUAAUCGAGUUAAGCGAAGUCAUCAUCGUCCGCGGAUGACCGGCCCGUACAAUGCCAACCGCUAUUCACGAUAUGUAGAGCUAGUUCUAGUGGUAGACAAUUCUCUCUACAGAUACUUCAAUUCCGACAUCUGGACCGUCCAUCGAUACUGCACCGAUGUCGUUAAUCACGUGAACAUGUUGUUCAACCAGUUAAACAUCUUCAUCGCUCUAACCGGGGUGGUUGUGUGGGACCAGCACGAUCACAUCCAUGUAUCGGACCGUGCUGACGAUACGCUGAACAACUUUCUGCAGUACCGUCGCAAAGAGCUGCUGCUAUCACAUCCUAAUGACCACGCCCAGCUGUUGACGGCGGUCAACUUCCAGGAUCACGUCAUCGGGAAGGCCAAGCUCGGCGGAAUGUGUACCAGUAACAACUCCGGUGCGGUCAUAGUGAUCCACACGGAUAACAUCGGCAUCCAGGCGGGGACGUUGGCCCACGAAAUGGGACACAGCUUCAACAUGGAGCACGAUGUGGACGGGGAGUGUGAGUGUGGCGAUAGGAAGUGUAUCAUGUCGGCGACCGUAACCGGGCGAUCGCUGAAACACUGGAGUAGCUGUAGUGUGGAGCAGUUGACGCUGGCCUUCAACAGAGGGUUGAGCCAUUGUCUGAAGGAUAGACCGGAAGUGGUGUACUCGAUGAGCUGUGGUAACGGGUUCGUAGACGAAGGCGAAGAGUGUGACUGUGGGCUGGAAGAAGUCUGUGAUAAUCAGUGCUGUGAUGCGAAAAUUUGUCGGUUGAAGGAAGGAGCUGCUUGCGCAACCGGGGAGUGCUGUAAUUUGGAAACAUGCCAACUGAAGGAGGCAGCAAGUGUUUGUCGAAUGGCUCACGGAGAAUGCGAUCUUCCCGAGUAUUGUACGGGAAAGUCCGAACACUGUCCGAGAGACGUUCACAAGAGGAAUACGGAAAUCUGCGCUGGCGGUCAAGCGUAUUGUAGCGAUGGUGAGUGCAAGGCUCGAGACGAUCAGUGUCGCUUACUGUGGGGUCCGUCGGGAAAGGCUGCCGAUGUAAAUUGCUAUUCAAGGAACGUUAACGGCACAAAGUAUGCUAACUGUGGUUAUGAUCGGGACAGUCAUAGUUGGAGAAAGUGCGCUGAAGAAGAUGUUCAAUGCGGUCUGCUCUUCUGCCAACAGCUCAACGAAAAUCGUCUAGAAUUUGGACUCAGAGUGUUUACCGAGGAGCACAUCGCCAGUGCUCUCAAUGGACGCCGGGUCGUUCCUUGUCACGCAGCCUUCAUAGACCUAGGUAACGCUAAACAGCCAUCGCUUGUUCCAGAUGGAGCUCCUUGUGGUGAGAACAAAAUGUGCUACCAGCAACAAUGCUGGGAUAUCGAUAGCCUCAACUCCUACGGAGUAGGACAACCUUGUCCCCACAACUGUCACAAUCGUGGGGUCUGCAAUAGCCAAGGAAACUGCCACUGCCAUUCUGGCUACGCUCCUCCGUUCUGUGAAUUUUCCGGAAUUGACGGAUCCAUUGACAGCGGUCCGGCCUCCACCUCCUCUUAUUCUCUUCUUAUCAUAUCACUCACCGUAGCCUCCAUCAUCAUACUUCUCCUCUUCGUGAUCUACACAGCUCGCACUUUCUGCCGACCGGAUCGUUGCAGAACUCCCCUCCAAAUCAACUCCUUCCCUUCUUCGUCCCGCAGCAAACAUAAGCUCAUCGCUACACCUUCCAGCAACUCCGCUGUAGUGCGUGAAAUCUCCGCUCCCAAGCUGUGUUCUUCCACUCGGGACAUGGAUGGACCGCAGUACACCCCAAUCGCAAGACUGAAGCACCACCAGCACGAUGGUAAUCGAGAACCUCCGACCAAGAAUAGCACGGUUUCAGUGCGUUCGAUAGCUCAGCCAUCGGUAGGCUACGUAACGCACGUGGUAGCACCACUGCCACCUCCGGCCAGUCCUCGACGGUUACCACAGCGGCUGCCAUCGUCGGUGCACCGGAGCUCGUAUGAAAGGCGCCGGCACGGAUCCGGUGAAAGCAGUAGUAAUCGAUACUCGUGAAUCUCAUUUUGUACUCAACGGAACUUUUAAAUAUCGAUGUAUGCUCGUGUGUAGAGUCGCGUGUUUCAUAAUGUAAGCAUUUAAGGACUUAUACAGCUUUUUGAUACUAGCAUUAUUUUCUAGCUACUACUUAGUCGUGCGUGUAAGAAUCGUAACGAAACGUUCGAGGAAAUAAAGUUCUAGUCAUCCACUCGAAACGUUCUGAAGUAAA